Messenger RNA from Rattus norvegicus (Norway rat), 2748 nucleotides. It is a transcript of the gene Nt5dc1, whose product is annotated as 5'-nucleotidase domain containing 1. NCBI's taxonomy places the organism in Eukaryota, Metazoa, Chordata, Mammalia, Rodentia, Muridae. The record is from RefSeq and is a predicted model, not a curated record.
CAAUAAGCCCCGCCCCAUCAGGCCCCGCCCCGCUCCGCAUCCUGGCUGCGAGUGUCGCUUGUCGGGUCUUGGCAACUUCUGCUCGCACGCUCUACCGGCCUUCCGGUCUGGAUACCCGCCACUGCUCUUCAAUGGCUCAGCAUUUCUCCCUGGCCGCCUGCGACGUGGUCGGCUUCGAUCUCGACCACACGCUGUGCCGCUACAACCUGUCCGAGAGCGCCGCGCUCAUUUAUAACAGCUUUGCUCAGUUCUUAGUCAAGGAGAAAGGAUAUGAUGAGGAGUUGCUCACUCUGACCCUAGAGGACUGGGAUUUCUGUUGCAAGGGUUUGGCACUGGAUCUGGAAGAUGGGACCUUCAUUAAGCUUGCGGCUGAUGGCACUGUGCUCAGGGCAAGCCACGGCACCAAGAUGAUGACUCCGGAGGCACUGACUGAGGCCUAUGGCAAGAAGGAGUGGAGGCACUGUCUAUCGGACAAACGCAGUGUGUCGGGCUCUGACAUUCCUUGCUGUUCAGGAAAGUGUUAUUUCUAUGAUAACUACUUUGACCUGCCAGGGGCUCUUCUGUGUGCCAAGGUGGUGGACUCUUUAACAAAGAACAGAGGUCAAAAAACAUUUGAUUUUUGGAAGGAUGUAGUUGCUGGUAUACAACACAAUUUUAAAAUGUCAGCCUUUAAGGAAAAUUGUGGAUUCUUCUUUCCAGAAAUAAAAAGAAAUCUAGGCAAAUAUGUGUACCGCUGCCCUGAGUCUGUAAAAAAGUGGCUUCAACAGAUAAAGGAUGCUGGGAAAAUUACUAUGUUGAUCACUAGUUCUCACAGUGAUUACUGUAAACUUCUUGGCAGUUACAUCCUUGGGAAGGACUUUGCAGACCUUUUUGACAUUGUGAUUACAAACGCAUUAAAGCCAGGAUUCUUCUCACAUUUCCCAAGCCAGAGGUCUUUCUACACGCUUGAGAAUGAUGAGGAGAAGGAUGAACUGCCAUCUCUGGAUAAGCCCGGCUGGUACUCCCAAGGGAACGCUGUCCACCUUUAUGAGCUUCUGAAGAAAAUGACCAGCAAGCUUGAACCGAAGGUGGUUUACUUUGGUGACAGCAUGCAUUCAGACAUUUUCCCAGCCCAUCACUAUACUAACUGGGAGACAGUCCUUAUUCUCGAAGAGCUUCAGGGGCAAGAAAUGGAGAAGCCUGAGGAAGCAGAGCCUCUGGAGAAAAGAGGAAAAUAUGAGGGACCAAAGGUAAAGCCUUUAAAUUGCUUAUCUAAUAAAUGGGGCUCAUACUUUAUCGACUCAGUCUCGAGACGGGGAAAUGCAGAAGACUCCUUGGUUUAUACCUGGUCCUCUAAGAGAAUCAGCACCUACAGUACGAUUGCAAUCCCAAACAUUGAAUCUAUUGCAGAGUUACCCCUGGACUACAAAUUUACGAGAUUCUCUGCAAACAAUUCAAAAACAGCUGGUUACUAUCCCUUGGUCCAUUAUACCUUGGCUUCUCAAAACACAGACAGCAAAAUAAUCUCUACUUAAAAAUGAACCAACCAUAUGUACAGUAGACAUACCGUUUUAAAAAGUUAAUUUUCCACAGCAAUGCAGAUGUUUUAUAAGAACAAUUUUUCAAUGAAAAUUGACCAAAUGGAUAUUUGUCAGUAUGUCUUUUUAAAAUAUAAGUAAUUUUAUAUAAAUCAUUUUAAUGUUUAACAGUUCUUGUUAUAGUAAUAUUUUUAGUAUCCUAGACUAAAAGAGGACAUGACGUAUUUUCUAUACUGGUAGUUCUCAAAACUGGUAGUUUUGAGAAUCUCAGGAUUCUCAUUGUACAUUAUCAAUACAUGCAAGUGUGUAUUUAUACAUCUACCUGGUUCAGCAGUUUCCUAAACCUGAUCCUCAGACUAAUAGCAGAGCAACAUAGAACUGGAAAAUGCAAAUCUGAAUGCUUCAUUCCAAACCUUCUGAAACAGAAACUUUGGGAGUGACGUCAACAAUGACUUUUAAGCAAGCUCUCCAUAAAUCUGAUGCUGUAUUAUAAUUUGAGACCUAGUAAGUAAACCCUGUGAUGAGUCUUCAUACCUUUAAUUGAAAGUGCAAGCUGAAUUGAUAACACCAGAGUCUAGGGAAAAUAGGUCACUGUUCCAAGUUAUUAGGCUUUUUGCUAGUUCCUUUUCCCCCGUAAUACAUAAAGAAACAUGAUUUCUUAAGAUAACAUAACCCCAUAUUUUAGUUAAAUUUAUACCUAUUAAGGUUAAGUUCCAGCUUUGUCCAGGGGAAGGGAGCAGAAAGAAGCACUCGACAACUGUAUAGGUACACGUCAGGUCAGAAGAUGUUCUGUUCCAUGAGGUUUGAUUAGUUAACAUGUGCACCAGACCAUGUUUACACAAGAUGUUUGUAAGUUCCUGGGUUUUCUUCUGCCUAUUAACUUCACUGUCCAUAAUGGACAAGAUUAAAAAAGUUUAUCAUUUUUUCUUGGAACUUAGCAUAUGAAAAACUAUUUUCUUAAAAUUUACAAAUAUUCCAAUAAAUCCCAACUGUACUAUGAGGAUGUAUUUCUCAGGGUAAUUAAAAAGGAUACAGAACUUAUUUCUUUAUUUUCAGUAUCUUUGAUGUUGAUUAAUCAGAAUACAUAUAGAGAUAUAUUUGAUACCCGAAAUGUCAUUAGAGAGUUAUGAUGAGCACACACAAUCAAGCUUAGGGCCAAAUAAAAGAUAACUAUCGUAUGCUUUAAGUAGAGAUUUCACUUUGCUUUAAAAUAAAGUUAUUUUUCCCUAUA